GUAACGAUUGAAUACGGCGAUGAACCAGAUAGCCUCGUGAGAUUACCCUCCUGUUCGCUGGAACACUCUCCCAAAUCCUUCCAACUCAGCCUUCGUGGGGAAGAUUUCAUCCUAUCUACAUCAAACUUUUCUUCAAUGCAACAAAAGUCCAGUCGUUGGCGUGCAGAUGAGGACCAACUGCUCAUCGUUGAGUACAGCAAACAUCCCAGAGCUUCUCGGAUCCUGGCCAAUGGAGUUUGGUGCUUCCGUCGACUAGUUGUCAGAAAUCUCAGCCUCUACCCUGUGUCUGUACAAGUAGAAGCAGUUGGGGAGGAAUUCCACUUCAAAGAAGACAUUCCAAUGGAGGCGAGGGAUCGCACUCAUAUCAUCGAAACCUUGGAGUCACUCCAAGUCACAGGUCCCCUGCAUUCCAAAAAGUGCUUGAAAGUAGCCGCAAAUGAUGUGCAAUCAGUGAGAUAUGACUUUAAAUCUCAUUUCUGUAUGAAACGGUAUUUAUGGAUGUGA
Hydatigera taeniaeformis is the source of this 504-nucleotide messenger RNA. The record is from the annotation of a GenBank genome assembly. NCBI's taxonomy places the organism in Eukaryota, Metazoa, Platyhelminthes, Cestoda, Cyclophyllidea, Taeniidae.